AUGGAGGAUUCGGGCGUCCAGCGAGGCCUCUGGGAUGGAGAUGCCAAAGCUGUCCAACAGUGUCUGACAGAUAUUUUUACCAGUGUGUACACCACCUGUGACAUCCCCGAGAAUGCCAUAUUCGGUCCCUGUGUCCUGAGCCACACGUCCCUGUAUGACAGCAUAGCGUUCAUAGCUCUCAAGUCUACGGACAAGAGGACCGUCCCUUACAUCUUCCGGGUCGACACCUCGGCGGCAAAUGGUUCCUCGGAAGGUCUCAUGUGGCUGCGACUGGUCCAGUCGGCCAGGGAUAAGGAAGAGCAGAACCUGGAAGCCUACAUCAAAAACGGACAGCUCUUCUACCGCUCUCUCCGCAGAAUCGCCAAAGACGAGGAGUUACUCGUUUGGUACGGCAAAGAACUGACUGAGUUGCUCCUGCUCUGCCCCUCCCGAUCUCACACCAAAAUGAACGGGUCGUCCCCCUACACAUGCCUGGAAUGCAGCCAACGUUUCCAGUUCGAGUACCCCUACGUGGCGCAUCUGCGUUUCCGCUGCCCCAAGAGACUGCAUAGCGCUGAAAUGAGUCCCCAGGACGAGCAAGGCGGCGGUUUGGGCACCAAGGACAACGGGGGCAUAGGCGGGACCAAAGACCACCACCACCAGCAGCAGCAACAGGAGGCACCCUUGGGUCCGGGUCCUAAAUUCUGCAAAACGGGCCCCAUCCACCACUAUCCGGCACCCUCGCCCGACAGCGGCAACCCACCUGCCGCGUCCGGAGGCAGCAGCGCCAAGCCAUCCACCGACUUUCACAAUCUGGCCCGGGAGCUGGAAAACUCCCGGGGAGGCAGCAGCUGCUCCCCAGCCCAGAGCCUCGGCCUCGGCGGAGGCGGCCACCAGGAGGCGGAGCUGAGUCCCGACGGCACGGCUACGGGCGCCUGCAAAGGGAAGAGGAAAUUCCCGGAGGAUUCGAGCGAGGGCGGCGGCUGCGCUGGGCUGGUCGGGGGCCCGGGCCGCUUCGCCGAGCGGCCCCUGCCGGCUUCCAAGGAGGACCUGGUGUGCACGCCGCAGCAGUACCGCUCCUCGGGCAGCUACUUCAGCUUGGAAGAGAACGGGCGCCUCUUCGCGCCGCCGAGCCCCGAGACCGGCGAGGCUAAGCGCAGCGCGUUCGUGGAGGUGAAGAAGGCGGGCCGCGCCGCCAAUCUGCAGGAGGAGGUGGCCUCCGACGGUGCGGGAGCCGGCGCCGAAGAUCAGGACGCUGGCGGGAGCAGCGGCGGUUCUUCAACACCCGCGGCCGCGUCGCCCUCCGGCGCAGAGAAACUGCUGACCCCGCGGCCCGGGGGUCCGCUGCCGGGUCGGCUGGAGGGCGGCAGCCCCGCGCGGGGCAGCGCCUUCACCUCGGUGCCGCAGCUGGGCGGCGCGGCAGGUGGCGGUGGCGGCGCGGGGGCUGGCACGGGCGCUGCAGCAGCGGGCGGCGCGGGUGGUGGCCAGGGCGCAGCGGGCGACGAGCGCAAAAGCGCUUUCUCGCAGCCGGCGCGCUCCUUCUCGCAGCUGUCCCCGCUGGUGCUGGGCCAGAAGCUGGGCGCGCUCGAGCCUUGCCACCCCAGCGAAGGCGUGGGCCCCACCAGACUCUACCCCGCUGCUGCAGACCCUCUGGCCGUGAAACUGCAAGGGACGGCGGACCUGAACGGAGGCUGCGGGGCUCUGCCCAGCGGCGGCGGCGGCGGCGGCCUGCCCAAGCAGAACCCCUUCCUCUAUGCCACCGCCUUCUGGCCCAAGAGCUCGGCGGCGGCAGCGGCCGCGGCGGCAGCGGCCGCGGGGCCCCUGCAGCUACAGCUGCCGUCGGCGCUCACGUUGCUGCCGCCGUCCUUCACCUCGCUGUGUCUGCCAGCGCAGAACUGGUGUGCCAAGUGCAACGCCUCCUUCCGCAUGACCUCCGACCUGGUGUACCACAUGAGGUCGCACCACAAAAAGGAGUACGCGAUGGAGCCCUUGGUGAAGCGGCGGCGGGAGGAGAAACUCAAGUGCCCCAUCUGUAACGAGUCCUUCCGGGAGCGCCACCACCUCUCCAGGCACAUGACCUCGCAUAACUGACCC
Messenger RNA from Ochotona curzoniae (black-lipped pika), 2073 nucleotides. RefSeq names its product PR/SET domain 8 (gene PRDM8). The record is from RefSeq and is a predicted model, not a curated record. Gene Ontology annotation, biological process: regulation of DNA-templated transcription. The coding region runs from base 1 to 2070 and encodes 689 amino acids. Gene Ontology annotation, molecular function: protein binding. The transcript has 3 exons. Lineage: Eukaryota; Metazoa; Chordata; Mammalia; Lagomorpha; Ochotonidae. Gene Ontology annotation, cellular component: nucleus.